AUGACCACGGCGUCCCCACUCUGGACAAACUCACCUGGGGCACCUGGGACCGACGCUACCUCCGAACAGGUGGAUGCAUCAGUGAAAAGCAUGACUUCAGGCUCACGGGCGCGCAGGGCGGGUGAGGCCCAGAGAGAGAGGCGCUCGGGGGCCGUGGAGACGGCGGCGGCGGCCGUGGAGGCCCACGCACAGUCGGUGCUGGGCCGCACGGCAGCCGUGUGGGUGGAGAUGGAGUCGGUGCUGGGGAGGAGAGAGACGGGGCAGGGCCAGCUGGGCCCCGUGCUGCAGGACCUGAGGGAGGAGAGGAAACGCCUUGGCUUCACAGACUUGCUACCUGAGGGCUGCCAGCAGGCGGCGCCACUCAUCUCCUGUAAGGACGUGGGCUUGACCCGCCUGCCAAUCAUCACUGAUUUAGCAAUCACCACGUUGGAGCUGCCGGGAAACAACAUCAGUAAAAUUCCUCCACGAGGCUUCGCUGGGCUUCCAAACUUGGAAGAGAUUGACCUCAGCAGGAACCAGCUCGAGGACUCUUCACUGGGAACAUACUUGUUCAAGAACUUGACCAAGCUGCGUAAGCUGAACCUGGACGCUAACGGCCUGACCACGGUGCCCCUGCUGCCGGCGUCUCUGGAGGAGCUGAGCAUCAAGCAGAACAGGAUCAGCCAGCUGCUGCCCAAGAGCUUCAGAGGCCUGUUCAAUCUACGCUCGCUGGCGCUCAUCCAGAACGAGCUCUAUGACGACGCCGUCUCGCCGCUCGCCUUCCGGCCUCUGAAGAACAUCAUCUACCUCCGGCUGGACCAGAACAACUUCCGCUCCAUUCCGCAAGGCCUGCCUCCCUCACUGCAGGAUUUGCGGAUGCGUGAAAACCAGCUCCAGGAAGUGGAUGGGGUCUCGCUCAACAAGUCCGUCAACCUGCAAGUGCUGGACCUGAGUCACAACUACCUGAGAGAACACACCAUCUCCCCUCAAGCUUGGAUCAACCUCCCUAAACUGGAGGCCCUGGACCUCUCCAACAACAAGUUCUCCCUGGUGCCCAGCAACCUCCCCACCGCCCUGCGCCAGCUCUCCCUGCAGCACAACCACAUCGACACCGUGCCCGACUUCAUCCUGGGCCACCUCAGCCCGGGCCUGCUGUCGCUGCGCCUGUCCCACAACCGCAUCCGGAACCAAGGGCUGAAGGGCCCGUCGUUCCGCGGUGCCUACCGGACACUGACGGAGCUGCUCCUGGACAACAACGAGCUGGAGGUCGUCCCGCGCUGCAUGCGCGUCUUCCGCCAGCUGCAGCUCCUGCGCCUCGACCACAACCGCAUCAAAGCUGUCCCCAGGUUUUCUCUGUGCCAGCGCCAGGGGAGGAAGAGCUCCCCUCUCGCCGGCCUGCACCUGGAGCACAAUGAGCUGGACACGCAGAAGAUCCACCCCGCCGCCCUCACCUGCAUGGACAGCUCCAGCAGCGUCACCCUGGAGCCCCAGAACUCCUCGGGGGCAGUGGCCGGGGCAGAGAGCACCCUGUCCUGAGCCCCGCGCCCUGAGUAUGGCGCCCAUGUUCCAUGUGUGGUGUAGCCAGAUGUGUGUCGUAUUAACUCAGAUUCACCAUGGCGACUGCGUUGUGAGUGAGGGCUGGAGUGGCAUCUGACUCUGUGAGACUCAAACCUGCUCUCCCUCACCCCUCCCUUCAUCACACUAAAAAUCUCCUCUUUUCUUCUCCUCUUCCGUCUCCCCUUUCUUUUCUCGUCUCCGUCUUCCACUCCAUUGCGUUCUCGUCUCCUCUUCCCCUCCUCCUGUGUUUUCUCCUGCUAAUGUUACUCGCACUUUCUCUCCAUUUUUCCUCCUCCAUUCCUCUGCUCUCUCUCCACACUUCUCUCCUUUUGCCUCUCUUCAAUCACUUCAUCUUUUAUCAUCUCCUCCUCUCCUUUCCUCCUUUCCUUCUCUUUCUUGUGAUCUCUCUCCAGUUCACCUUUCCGUGCCCUCCAGUUUCAUUCCAACAAGCUUACACUUUAUCAGUCAUCUUAUGUGUCUUACUGUGGCCUUUUUGCUUCAGUGCGGCUCAUAGUCUUUUUGGCCUCUGCUGAAUCUCUCUCUGUUCUUGUGUGAGUCAAUCUGGAGGCCUUGUUUUUUUUUUCUUGUUUGUCCAUGUCUAUGCACUGGGCCCCUCUCUCUCUCUUUCACUGUCCCCCCUUCCCUGUGUUAGCCAUUUCCUGAAUCCUGGUCCUGGCUGAAGUUGAAUUUAGCCACGGUGCCAAGCGUAUUGUCUAUCUAAUAUUACUCUGCCAUGUUUACAGUCAUGCUGUUUCUGAAAUUGAAGCUGAUAUCUUUUCUGUUAAGGUGCUAAUGUUCUGUGCUAUUGCAAUUGUAUUUUUAGUGUUGUAUGGCAUACAGAUAACUGAAAUAACAGCAGGAGUUUUAAGUACUAUAGCCAAUAUUCAAAAGAUUUUUUUGAAUAAUAUUAAUUUGUGUAUUGUAAAACCCUACUAUGAGACCCACUGUAUGCAGCAUUGUCUGGACAGGCCAAAUGAUUGAA
Messenger RNA from Sardina pilchardus (European sardine), 2518 nucleotides. Its product is annotated as extracellular matrix protein 2. Gene Ontology annotation, cellular component: extracellular matrix. NCBI's taxonomy places the organism in Eukaryota, Metazoa, Chordata, Actinopteri, Clupeiformes, Clupeidae. Gene Ontology annotation, molecular function: collagen V binding; protein binding; heparin binding. Bases 1 to 1515 code for a protein of 504 amino acids. Gene Ontology annotation, biological process: positive regulation of cell-substrate adhesion; extracellular matrix organization. The record is from RefSeq and is a predicted model, not a curated record. The transcript has 10 exons.